Messenger RNA from Humulus lupulus (European hop), 5796 nucleotides. RefSeq lists its product as uncharacterized. The coding region runs from base 1971 to 2891 and encodes 306 amino acids. NCBI's taxonomy places the organism in Eukaryota, Viridiplantae, Streptophyta, Magnoliopsida, Rosales, Cannabaceae. The transcript is spliced from 3 exons. The record is from RefSeq and is a predicted model, not a curated record.
GUUUAUACACGUCUCAACUCCAGUAAUAAAUAUGUACAUUUGCUCUAAAAACCCGUCAUCUUCCCCAAAAAUCUAUGAACAUUUAAAUCACAAAUGAAUUACAACAAUCCUAUCGUCUUCUGACCCUAUAGCUCCCGUUCCCUAACUGUCAUUACCACCUAUAAAUUAUAUACCUUCUCAGUCUCACGCUCACGCUCACGCCGCUCAUUAUCUCGAAAAAGUUAGUCGCUCACCUCGCGGUCGUCUUCGACUCUCACUCACUCUUCAGCUGAUUCUCCACUAAACCAGUAAUCCACCUCUCUCAGAUUCGAUUCUCUCUUUAAGCCUCUCUCAGCUGAUAUACCAGUGGAGUUAUCUCAACUGGGCUGCUCGAGCUUAUCAGCCGCUAAAGGGAGAAAAAGAAAAAAGAAAAGAUAAGAACUCCUGAGUUGCUGAUUGGACCAUGUAGUUCAUGCUGGAGCUGACUAUCUCAACCCCAGCCUUUACAUAUAGGCAGAAAUGUACAGAGAAUAAACAGAGGGAAAAAAACUUGAGACUAACUGUCAUAACUAAUAAGUUAUAACUAUUUAACAGCUGUAAUGAAAUCAAGGUACAAACUUCACAAUUUUCAUCUUGUAAAAUUCAUAUUUGGCGAUUUAAGAUUUGACAAAUAUUUUUUAUUUAUUAUAUUAUUUUCGGUUUUAUAAAGAAAAUUAUCCUUGAUUUUAUUUCUUUUAAUUUCUUCUUUAUUAGGUUUUUAUUUUUGGAAAGAAUAAAGUCUCCUUAUUCUCAAUAUCUUUUUAGACUUUAUGUUCUAGACAGCUCUUAAUUAGCUAAGAAUGGUAACUACUUAAGUUAGUCAAAUGAUGAACUUGACUAUGAACAAGUCCAGAUUCGUACAAUUUUGCAAUUAAAGAAUCUCUGUCUGUUCCUACGAUUUCGACUGCAUUGAUUGUGAUUGAGAAUAAAGUCUCCUUAUUCUCAGUAUCUUUUUAGACUUUAUGUUUCUUUCCAAAUUUAAUUAAUUGAUUCUCUAUUUUAUAGUUAACCGAUUAUAUCUCUAGACAGCUCUCAAUUAGCCAAGAAUGGUAACUACUCAAGUUAGUCAAAGGAUGAACUUGAUUAUGAACAAGUCCAGAUUCGUACAAUUUUGCAACUAAAGAAUCUCUGUCUGUUCCUACGAUUUCGACUACAUUAAUUGUGAUUGAAAGUUCAUUUUGGAAGCUUUUCUUGUGUGUGCUGUGCGUCUAGAAAUGUGUAAAGCUGACUUUGGGUGAGUAUUCUGUGUAUAAAUACGAAUCAAAGCAUCAACCCUAAGGAUCUCUUCCAUUCCUUAAUUUCUUAUACUUUUAGAAGAGUAUGUUUCUUUUGUAAAUGAUAGUUGUUAUGCUAUUCCUUGGUUAGUCUGUGUCCAUGUAAUUGUUUACGAGUUAAGCAAAAUCUCAAAGAGAAGAACGUAAAGAACAACCUUCGGGAGAAGGUUCAUCAAAUCUUGCAUCGGGGGGAAGCAAGCAUUCAUCAAACAAUUUGAAGGGAGUUCAAACUUUGGUCUCUUAAAGAGAUUCAUUCAGCAAACAGAGAGUACAUCAAGCUUGCGACAAAAUCAUUAGAGGGAGUCUAAGUUUUGUUUAAGUCAAUUACUUUGUACUUGUGAAAUUUGACUAAUGAAUCUUAUCUCUAGGCAUGACACUGUGGACUAGUAAUAUCUAAAAUGAUAUUUACACCACGUAAAAACUCUGUGUGACAUUUCAUUAUUCAGUCAUUUCUAUUUUAUCACACUGAUUUGAUAUUCUGUAGUGACAGGAACUUGAUCUGUAGCUUCUGAAUAUUGGUUUGCUGUACCAACUUGUUUGUUUCAUAUUUAAUUAAUUUGGUUAAUUAAAUAAAAAGUUGGCUAUCAUAAAUUACAGAAUUUCAAUUGGUAUCAAAGUAGGUCACUAAACUCUCAGUGAGAUAUUGUGAUUAUUUUUCCAUUUAAUUUGUUUCGUGUGAUGUCAUUUUUCGUAGAAGGAAGCUCCAUAACCCGGCCACCCCUACUCAACGACUCUAUCUAUCCUUAUUGGAAAGUGAGGAUGAGGGCCUUCAUCAAGUCUCAAGAUGAAAGAGCAUGGAGAUCUAUUUUAUCUGGUUGGUCUCCACCGGUUGAAAAAGAUGAUGAAGGUAAUACCAAGGUAAAAUCUGAACUUGAAUGGUCCACUGAGGACGAGUUGUCUGGAUAUAAUAAUAAGGCCUUACAUGCUAUUUUUAUUGGUGUUGGUGAAUGUUUUAUCAAACUAAUUUAUUCAUGUGAUUCAGCAAAAGAAGCUUGGCUAAUUCUUCAAACUCAGUUUGAAGGAAUUGCUGAUGUCAAGCGAACUCGGUUAACAAUUCUUCAAACUAAAUUUGAUGAACUUAGGAUGUUAGAAUCAGAAACUCUCUCUGAAUUUUAUGAAAAAUUGUCUGACAUUGCUAAUGAAUUUUUUGCAUUGGGAGAAAAACUUGAUGAAUCUGUGUUGGUUAGGAAAAUUGUGCGUGCCCUCCUUGAUAGGUUUGAUACAAAACUUUUGGCAAUGAAAGAAGCAAAAGACUUUGGUAAGAUGAAUGUUGAAGAAUUGAUGGGUUCUUUGAGAACGUUUGAAUUAAAUCAACAAAUCAAACAAAAUGACAAGCCAAAACCACCAACUGAUAAAGAUAAAUGUAUUGCUUUCAAGAUUUCUGAAAAAGAAUAUUUUGACAGUGAAGAAGAAGAUGAAAUAGCUUUGUUAGUUAGAAAUUUUCAAAAAUUCAUUAAAAAAGUGAGCAAUAAAAAUAAAAAGAAUUUUUCAAAAUUUUAUAGAGGAAAUACUUCUUCAAAACCAUUUGUUUCUAACAAUAAAAAUGGUAUUCAAUGUAGGGAAUGUAAGGGUUUUGGACAUCCAAUCCGAAUGUGCUAAUACUCUUAAAAAGAAUAAAAAAGGUUUGAAUGUGACUUUGAGUGAUGAUGAUUUACAUAGUAGUGAUAAUGAAUUGCAAAUGUUGCUUUAACUUCUACUGUUUCUAGUAUGCCAAUCUUUUUGCAGGAAAGUAAGGAAGUAAGCAAUAGUGAUAUGAAAAAUGAGCCUUCUGUUGAAGCAGAGUCUGAUUCUGAUGAAUCAGAAUUGGAUGAAGACUCCUUGGUUGAAACGUACAAGGAAGUGUAUGGUAAGUGGUUGGAUGUAUGUUCUGAAAUUCGAUCAAUGACCAAGACUAAAAAAUUUAACUGAAAAAAAUAAUGAGCUUGAAAUUAGUAACAUAAAAUUCGAGUCUAGUCUUGUGAUUGAAAAAAAGGAAAAUAACAAAUUGAAAAAAGAACUUGAAAGCAUAAAAAGAAAUGUAAAAAUGCUAAAUUCAGGUUCUUCAAUUUUUGAGGAUAUUCAGAACAUUGGUCAGAGGAGUCAUGCUGGUUUGGGAUACACUGGAUCUCAAAUGAAUGAGAAAACUUAGUUUGUUAAAGUUGAGAAAUUUUCUACUGGUUGUUCUGAUGGUAUUUUGCAGGUGUCUGAUGUUACAAAAAUGUCUCUUGAACAAACAUAAAUGAGACCUUCAGGUAUAAAUUUCCAAGCCCAUGAAAGGGUGAAAAAAUUCAUACCUAUCUAUCAUUUUUGCAGUAUUAAAGGUCAUGUACAUCCCAAAUGCUUUACCUUGCAAAACAUGUUUAAUUUCAAAUAUUUUGAGAAAUUUAAGAGACCUGAAAAGAGACUGUAACGACCCAAAAUUUGUUAAUAGGGCUUAGUUCCUUGGUUAGCGUGCCAGGAGUGCAUAAUUGGAUAUAUGUAUAUUUAAUUGGUUAAAUGCGUGAUUAUGUGGCAUGCAUGAUUAAUAUGAUUAUAUGAAUAUAGUAUAUGUAUGUUUAUGAGUAUUAGAUAUGCAUGUGGGUCAUUUAUUAGCUUAUAAAGGCAUAUUUAUAAUUUUGGCCCGUUAAGGGCAUAAAUGUGAUUUUAUGUGAUAAAUGGUUGAGACUACAUUAUUAUAUGGAUAUAUUGGUAGUACAUGGCUCCAGGCGAUCCUAGUGAACGAAUUAGCGAAAUAGUCACAACGAGGUUUAAAUACCCGGCUUGGGUGAGCCUAGGGGUAUUUUGAGAAUGUAGAGAAUAUUUUGUGGUUUAUUGGGUAAUGAAUAGAUAUUUGGUAAUUAUUUGGACACGACGUGAUUAAUUGGUUAAUAGUAGGAACACUUGAGGAAUUUGCGGGAAUCGGGAGUGGAAUGACCAUUUUACCCCUAGAGACAAUUAGAGGACUAAUAGGCUUAAAGGGGCAAAAUAGUCUUUUUUUGGGUUAUGAUAUACUCAGAAGACUUAGGAAGUAAACUAGAAUUCUCUCUCUCACCACCCACACGAUUUCUCUCUCACUCUCUCUAGAAAACUCAAGUGACUUUGAAGAAAUAGAAGGAGACCAAGUUGAGAAUUUUGCUGGACUUUAGCUGGGAAACUUGGGAAUUUAAGCUCAAGGAUUGAAGGUUUGAAGCUGAGGGUUUAGCUGCCUUUGAGGUAAGAAUUUUGUUUGAUUUCUGUUAAGAAUAUGGGUGUUAUGAUCACUUGGUUUAGGUCCUUUAGUGGUGAAUUGUUGUUGGCUGAAUUGGUGGUUUCAAUAGAGUUUUCUAGGAUAUAUUAUGCUUAAAAUACUUGACUAAGGGUCCUAGACUUGUUGCUAGGAUUGGUUUGGGUUUGGGAACGUGUUUGGGGUUGAAUUAGUAGGAGUUAUCUAGGAAAAAAGUUGAGGAGAAGUUGGUUUUUCUGGGUCUAGGGGCUCGGGUCGCGGCCCUGUUCUUCAGGUGCCGCGACCCGCAUGAGUUUUGAGGCUGGAGCCUCUGUUUUCCAUGCGCGCAUCGCGACUCGGGGAGUGUAGGUCGUGGCCUGUGUCCCCCAGCAGGGGGGAUUGGAUCUCUACUUGAGGGGCGGGCCGCGACCCUCAAGGGCAAGUCGCGACCCUAAUUAGGGAAUUAAGGAAAAAUGAAGUUUAAGGCUCGGGAAUUCAAGUCUAAGCGCUCGGGAAUUCAAAUCUAAGCGCUCGGGACGAUUUCUACUACCCGGUUGAGUAGAAAUCGAGGUCUCGGAGGCUAGCUAUUGUUUCUUAAACAUUUACUUGAGUUUUGAAUUGAUGGUUACCCAUUGAUACUGUGACUAGGUUAUCGCUAAGGCUCAAAACUGAGCAUCGUGCUCGGGACCGUUCUGUAUCCUUCGCUCGGGAUUUAAGGUAAGAAAACUGCACUCUUGUGUGGUUAUGAACGGGAUUGAGGUUCCCAAUUAUUGAUUGCUUGUACUGUGUGCUUGUAAGAUUGAUGUGAUAUACAAGAAUGAACGACCUAAGAGAGACAGGGCUGACGGUAAGCGUACUGAACGCAACUUGGCCUAAGCGAGUCGGGGUCAGCAAGAUCAACAAGGGGCUCGACCUAAGUGUGCCAACCCUAAAUAAUCGUGGACUUGAGAUUAUGUGUUUAUCAUUGAUCAGUUGAAUAUUUGUACUCUGUUUUAAUGUUGAAUUGAAUGAGUUAAGCUUGAUCGAAUACUAUAAAUGCUACGUGUAUCUGCUAUUUUCUUUGGUUUUCUUGUUGGGCCUUGGCUCACGGGUGCUACGUGGUGCAGGUAAAGGCAAAGGAAAGCUGGACCAACCAUGAGUUGGAGAGCUUUGGGGCGGAGUGCACAUAGUCAGCUGCUCGACCACCAUGGCCGAGGGAGAAUAUAAGGAUAGAGACCUAAAACUUGUAUUUUGCCAUUAGAGUGGCUUUUGUUUGUAUUAAACUUUUGAGGAUUGUAAAUUGUCACUUCAACCCUGUUUUUGGGAUCCCAUGUACUAAACAUCUGUUUUAAUGAAAAUUAAAUG